Molecule: messenger RNA, 327 nt
Organism: Danaus chrysippus (African queen)
Lineage: Eukaryota; Metazoa; Arthropoda; Insecta; Lepidoptera; Nymphalidae
Source: the annotation of a GenBank genome assembly
AUGCCUUACAACUCGUAUCUACAAAUCUCAGAAGAGAAGUACAACCUACUAUGCAACAGGUUCGAAGAGUAUAUGGCUCAUAUCGAUGACCAGAACGUCGUACCGAUUAACAUUUUUGAUCCAUUGUCCCCGAAAAUAAAUGAAGAGCUGCAGCUUAUAAGGGAAGUCAGCAAAAAUCUGCAGAAAAAGAAGGAAGAUGACAUGAAAAAGGCAGCGGAGGCAGCAGCAGAAGCUGAGAAAGAGGCUAAGGAAAACAAAAUCACUGAAACAGAUGACUCGGAAAAACCUCAAGAUAAUGAUUUAAACGAUGAGAAGAAGCAAGAAUAA